AGGUCCCUGGCCAUCCUGGGGCGCCGCGGAGCGGGCAAGUCCGCCCUGACCGUGAAGUUUCUGACCAGAAGGUUUAUCAGUGAAUAUGACCCCAACUUGGAAGACACCUACAGCUCUGAGGAGACUGUGGACCAGCAGCCUGUGCACCUGAGGGUCAUGGACACUGCAGACCUGGACACCCCCAGGAACUGUGAGCGCUAUCUGAACUGGGCCCACGCCUUCCUGGUGGUUUACAGCGUUGACAGCCGCCAGAGCUUCGAGGGCAGCAGCAGCUACCUGGAGCUGCUCGCUCUGCACGCGAAGGAGACGCAGCGCAACUACCCGGCUCUGCUGCUGGGCAACAAGCUGGACAUGGCCCAGUACAGGCAGGUCACUGAGGCAGAGGGCGCAGCCUUGGCGGGAAGGUUUGGGUGCCUGUUUUUCGAGGUCUCGGCCUGCCUGGACUUCGAGCACGUGCAACACGUCUUCCAUGAGGCAGUGCGGGAGGCACGGCGGGAGCUGGAGAAGAGCUCCCCGGCCCGGCCCCUCUUCAUCUCCGAGGAGAGGGCGCUGCCCCACCAGGCCCCGCUCACUGCCCGUCAUGGACUGGCCAGCUGCACCUUCAACACCCUUUCCACCGUCAGCCUGAAGGAGAUGCCCACCGUAGCCCAGGCCAAGCUGGUCACUGUGAAGUCAUCCCGGGCCCAGAGCAAGCGCAAGGCACCCACCCUGACCCUAUUGAAGGGCUUCAAGAUCUUCUGAGGAUCCUCGGCUCAGAGCCUGGCAGGGCUGCAGGGGGUGGCUGACCUCUGGCCACUGGCUUUCCCUCCCAUGGAACAAUAGCCUGCGCCCUCUGGUGGACAGCUGACCGCUGCUCCAGCACCAAGCAGUGUCCCCGACACCCAGUUUAAUGUGUAAGCUGGAGGGACGUCAGGCAGGUAGGGUAGGAAUGCUGCUCCUAUUUGGAGGGCCUUGGUUUCCGUGAUAACCAUGACAUUCCCUGCCACUGAAGGAAAACAGCCCCCUGGGACGGCCCAGACACCUGGAGUCAGCUGUAAGCAGGAGGAAACUGAGUGUCCAUUGUGGUAUCACCCCUUCCUGCUCCAGCUCCAGCCAAGCCAGAUGUGGGGCCCCUAGUGGACAGCUCUGGGUGGGCAGCUCCAGGAGGCCUGGCAUAAGUGUAGGCCUGAGGACAUCCUGCAGGAAGGACAGGCCGAGGCCCUCGAGCACCUGGCGGACGGGAGGGCAGGGUGGGUGCAGGGUUUGGGGGGCCAGAGUCUGGUCCUCCCGUUGUCUCCUGAUCUCACAGAAGCCCCAGGCAACAAACCCCACAGUUUUUCUAAAUAACAUCCAGUUUAAACCUACGGGACAUCCUGUAAGAAGCAAAGUCGCAGGAGGGGCUAUUCCAGUGCGUGGCCGCUUAAGGAGGGUAGAGGGAGAGGCUGUGUGUGUCCAGUGAAGGGGACCUUAGAAUUGUUCGCCAGAAGGCAGGGCCCCCUUAUCUUCCCAUCCUCAAACGAAGGACUCAGCCCAUUGUCGGGACCAGCCUCCUUAGUAUAACGAUCAAAGCUGCAGAACAAAGUUGCUCUGUCUGGUGACGAGGACUCAGGAUUUCAGGGAGCCCACGGCUGGCAGUAUCUGACAUCCAGGCACCAUUAGCCUGCCCUGGGUCUACAGGUAGAAACAGUACACCGGUUUG
This is a messenger RNA of Myotis davidii, 1678 nucleotides long. RefSeq names its product RAS like family 12 (gene RASL12). NCBI's taxonomy places the organism in Eukaryota, Metazoa, Chordata, Mammalia, Chiroptera, Vespertilionidae. The transcript is spliced from 5 exons. The annotation marks the transcript as partial. Gene Ontology annotation, molecular function: GTPase activity; GTP binding. The record is from RefSeq and is a predicted model, not a curated record.